AUGCCAAUCAAAUCAAAACAAAUCCUUUAUUAUUUUGAAGAUGGCACCGAAAAAGAAAUGGUUUACCGCUAUGUGCUUCCACGAGUCCUGUCAAUAUAUCCACCAACCGAACAUAUACAGAAACCAGAGAAAUGGCAAAUAAUUUUCGACAUGAUUGCGAUUAUAGAAGAAAUCCGUAGAGACACGACGGAAUUCAUAGCCACGCAAAACUUCUCCGUCGGACAAUCAGAAGCUCUUUACAAUCAUUGGUUAAUUAGCCAGUCAAGGAAAAGAAGAGACCAAAGGGAGCACUUAAUUCUCUGGAUCUGCAAAGCAACAUUUGUGUGCGACGUUUGGAAAUCAAAACAUGGAAAUAUAACGGGAAUCGGGACACAAGUGCGCGUUGCGUUUGAUAAAAUGUUCAAUGGACAGCAAGAGUUUUGGAGAAACUUUUUAAAGAUCAAGACCAACUCCGAGAUGAGAAUUUCCAAAAUAAAGAUGGAAGAGUUCGUGAGGAAAAUUGAACAUUCUUUCCAUGAAGGAAGAUCAACUACUUCUCAAGGAUUUUCUGAAGGAAGGGAUCCUAGAAAUUGGCAGGCUGAAACAGGCAUGGUGCCGACGAGACAAGAUCCGGGACAUUCUGUGAGAAACGAGAAAAGGGCACAACAAGUGAUAGAGAUAAAUAAACCUCCAGUUCUCAAUUUGCGAUUUCAAGAGGUGUAUUACGGAUCGUUGAACAACAAUGUCUCAGCUGUCGAUAUAAGACCACUUCCGAUUAUUACCAACCAUCACAGUCAACAAUCAAGCCUGCAGACAAAGAACCAACAACUGAUGAAUCAGACUGGAAACGGCGGAAUUCAGCCAAGCCAACAAGCUUUCGACUCAACUGAUGCGACCGGCCCACCAGCUAAACGGCAAAAAAUUGUCGGCGACAGUGACUCUUUCUUCAUGGCAAAUAACACUGGCGAGAAAAUUCAAGCUUACCUAUUGCCUGAUAACAUUGACAAAAUUUUGAAUUUAGAUGGUAACCAGGGAAAUUUUACCGGAAAUAUGCAUGAAGGGACACACAUGGUGGAACCAAGCAAUCAGCUACAGUCAGCAACUACUGACCAACAAACUCAUCGACAAACCAAAAGAGCGAGAACUCUUUCAGAGCAAGGAUUAACAAAUAAUGACAUGAACAUUAUUCUACCAAAUCAAAGUGCCGAAUCAUGGAAUGAUAACAAGAGUAUUGAGCCAGAUAUACGACCAGCAAACGAAAUCGGAGAGCCUAAUCAAAAUGAUUCCAACAAUUUAAAUCCUCCUUUGCCGUGCCUCGAUGCAGACACCGACUUUGAAUCUUUUUUUGCUCAACUUGAGGCGGACAAUGUCAAGAAGUUCGAUGAAACUUUCACCUACAACGGGAAGAAUUAA
Messenger RNA from Oikopleura dioica, 1392 nucleotides. NCBI's taxonomy places the organism in Eukaryota, Metazoa, Chordata, Appendicularia, Copelata, Oikopleuridae. The record is from the annotation of a GenBank genome assembly.